Naegleria fowleri is the source of this 729-nucleotide messenger RNA. RefSeq lists its product as uncharacterized. The transcript has a single exon. The coding region runs from base 1 to 729 and encodes 242 amino acids. NCBI's taxonomy places the organism in Eukaryota, Heterolobosea, Eutetramitea, Acrasida, Naegleriidae. The record is from RefSeq and is a predicted model, not a curated record.
AUGAGCAACAACAUUCCUCUUCUCGAAGCAUCCGCUCUCCCAUCCGAUGAUUCCAACAACAUUCAACUCGUAGAAUCUUCCUACUACAUUCAACCCGUUCCGCAAGAUUUGGAAAUUGCCGAAGAUACGAAAUCGACUCUUCCCGAUUCCACACCCACCACCAGAACCAUCCUCUCAAAACGAGAGAAACUGAAGAAGUAUUGGAUGAUUUUCAGGAGAGCCACUUUUGGAAAUCGGAGACUGAAAUCCUACUUGCUGACUGUGUGUAAAUUUUUCAGUAUCACGUUUUUGCAGGCAAAUAAUUUAUUCGAGCUGGAUAAGGAAAAUACUCAUCCUGCUUUUACCAAAUCUAUUGAAAUUAUUUCGUAUACUUUUAUGGCAGUUUUGAUCUUGUCAUUUACUUUUAGAUAUGUGAGGGAAGUGUAUUGUUCUUGGAAAAAAAAGCCAUUGAAUAUUACACUGAACUGGGUGGAAGCAUGUAUUUUCUUUCUUUAUUUUAUUUUUUCAUGCAUGACAGCUGUCACACAUUUAGUUUAUAUUGGAAAAAGUGCUUACAAUGAAACAAAUCCUGUAACACCAACUAAAAUUGGAAUGGGAAUAUUUGGAGUGUUAGUGAAUUAUUAUAUUAUUUUGGAAAAAGCUUGGGCUUAUUUGAAAGCUUCUAAAUAUUCUGCGAGUAUGUAUUUGGCCAAAGGAACACUCAUUCCAAACGAAAAGAAGACCAAGUAG